GUUAGACAAGUUUGUUAACUGACAGAGGGGGGUAAAAGUAGGGCAGAGGAAAGGUAGCAUAUGAAUACCAGAACCAAACAGGGCAGUGGUCUACUCCAAUUCUGGUCAUAAUUUAGCGGAACAGGGAGCGGGAACAUGGAGGCAAUGAUUCGGGCGAUAGUGAAGGCCUUCGUAAAGGCAUCCAGGGGAAGUGAGGACAUGCCGGAAAAGAACUACCAGAAGCUGGUGACAGAUCAGCUGAAAAACCUGAUGGCGGAAACAGACAGCGCCGAUGCGGUGAAGGAGGUCCGCGAAGAUAUGGGAGAAACGCAGGAAGGCAAAGUCAGCUUCACGGAGUUCAUGAACCUGCUGGGAUACCUGGCCACAAAGCUGAGCGACAAGCAUCAGGCCGGCAAAGCAACUGCACCGGAGCCAGUGGCAGAUCCAGUGGCAGUGGCAGAUCCAGUGGCCGUGGCAGAUCCAGUGCCAGUGGUAGAUCCAGUGGCAGUGGCAGAUCCAGUGCCAGUGGUAGAGCCAGUGGCAGUGGCAGAUCCGAAGCCGGACGCAAAACCGAAGGCAGAGGAAAAACCAGAGCCAGUAGCGGAGCCGAAGGCGGAGGGAGAGGGGAAGCCGGACGCAGAACCAGAGCCGGAUGCAGAACCAGAGCCGGAAACCGGGCCAGAGGCCGAAGCAGAACCAGAGGCGGCAGAACCAGAGGCAGAGGCAGAGGCAGAGCCAGAGGCAGAGGCAGAGGAUGCAGCAGCAGGGGAGGCAUAAUUGGAAGCCCCGUAGAGUCUCUGUCCAGCACAUACUCACACACUACACACAAACAUUACUCCUGCACAGAAAUAUCCAUAGGACUACUGACUAUCCUGUAUUAUCCUACCGUAAACAAAUCUAAUCCUGCUGUAAGAUUGAGCUUACAGCGGGGGAAGUUUUUCAAGGCCUCACUGCUAUACUGCUCUUGCAUUGCACACUACCGUAGAUGCUGUACUCCUUACACACAACUGGAACACGAACACACCGAUACAUUGACAGUGUACAUUUUCAAUAGAAUGUAGUGCUAUAAGCUGUACAUACAACGUGCAGUCAAACGUUCAACAUCAUUUUCACCCUAUUAUACUAACAUAGCGUGCUAGGCUAAAGCAUAUUUCUCUAUUUACUGCCCAACGGCAAUGUGCCACUGCACAGAAAAUAGUAACAUUAGUGUGCUUGAGGGAGGGGUUUUUUUUGUGGGAGUGGGGAGGAGGGGAGGGGGCCAGGUUUAUGGAGACCUUUCAAUUAGCAAAGGAUUAAGAUUGACUGAGAAUAUCAGGUGUGUGACAUCCCAGCCACACAAUGGCCCAAAGUCAAUAAUUAAGACCCUUGAGGGAACCCACACCAUCAGGCCCUGCAGCUAUGGGGCAACCCUGAUGUAAUGUCCAUCUCAAACAUACCUCUUUGAUCUUUUUACUGUUGCCAGAAAGAUUACAGGGCACUCUCUCACUGUAACAUUGAUGGGCUCGAUUACGGACACACUCCGCAAUAUCGUGUCCUCUUCAUCCAGUGCCACGAUUUAACAUUAGUACGAUGUAUGUCAUCAUUGUUCCCAGACAUCGUUGCCUAUGCCCCAUUGCCCCCAUUACCAUAAACCUGUUUGUAUUUUCAACUGGACAACUGUGACAAACGCUGUCUUGUUUGGCCCCACUAUGAUUGGGUAGAUUGUAUGUGUGAUCUACUGUACCCAAUUGUGGUUUGGUUGUGUAUAUGUGUGAUCUACUGUACCCAAUUGUGGUUUAGUUGUUUAUAUGUGUGGCCUGAUGUGCCCCACUGUGUUCACUAUUGAUUUUUGAUCCUCCUCUAUGCCUGUAUGGUUAGACCACUGACUGUCUGCUAUACAAUACAGACCAACACACUAGCCCUCACCCACUGACUGCCUGUUAUACAGCACGGAACAAUACACUAACCCUUACCCACUGACUGCUUGUUAUACAUUACAGACCAAUACACUAACCCUCACCCACUGACUGCUUGUUAUACAUUACAGACCAAUACACUAACCCUCACCCACUGACUGCUUUUUAUACAUUACAGACCAAUACACUAACCCUCACCCACUGACUGCUUGUUAUACAUUACAGACCAAUACACUAACCCUCACCCACUGACUGCUUGUUAUACAUUACAGACCAAUACACUAAUCCUCACCCACUGACUGCUUGUUAUACAUUACAGACCAAUACACUAAUCCUUGCCCACUUGCUUCUGCCACGGUGACUUAGCCACGCCAGCACAGCUACUCUGUCCAUGUUAUGCUUUAGGUCCAUGAGCUCUUUCGAUGAUAAUACCACACUGUGUAUUCCUGCCUGCAUGUAUUACGCCAAGUAAUAAAAGACACUAAAGACA
Messenger RNA from Conger conger (European conger), 2364 nucleotides. RefSeq lists its product as uncharacterized. NCBI's taxonomy places the organism in Eukaryota, Metazoa, Chordata, Actinopteri, Anguilliformes, Congridae. The record is from RefSeq and is a predicted model, not a curated record. Bases 136 to 756 code for a protein of 206 amino acids. The transcript is spliced from 3 exons.